GUCGGUGGAGAAAGAGCUCCCCGGUGCAAGCUGCUGGGAACGGCGACAAAAAACACCUGCAGCAGUAGCGCGCAGCUCUUCAUAGCAUCAGCAGCACAAGCUGCUUUCCAGAGCAAGGCCACUGUCUCCAGUUCAAGUCUACCAGCCGCAUGGAGCCAAUUUGAAACAUUUCUUCAAUUCAUUCAAGAUUUAUUAUUCAACCUUGCUGCUCUAUAAUAAAAUAUUUUUUCUUAAUUUCAAUCAAUUUCCAGCCAUGGAUGAAGACAAUACGGCAAAGAGCGAAGAACAGCAGCUAACUUUGCAGAAAGCAUUACAGCAAUGUGAAUUGGUCCAAAAUAUGAUAGACAUCAGCAUCUCCAGUCUGGAAGGGUUAAGGACUAAAUGUGCCACAUCAAAUGACCUCACGCAAAAAGAAAUAAGAACACUGGAGGGCAAACUAGUGAAGUACUUCAGCCGCCAGCUUUCCUGCAAACGCAAGGUUUCCCUGAAUGAGCGAAGCGCUGAGUUAGAGGGAUUUCCUCAUCUUGUGCAUUGGUUCCGGAUUGUAAAUAUCCGCAAGGAAGUGAUCGAGGACAUAACCCCUGACCAACUGACACUAGAAGCACUGUUAGAGAUGACCGAUGAGGAAGUGUGUGAAACGGUGAAGAAGUAUGGAACAAAUAGCGAGGAAUGUGCCAGAUUAAAUGCCUCACUAUCCUGUCUAAGAAGAGUAUAUAAAUCAGGGAGUAGCCAUUCGAGCCAGGACUGGGCUAUCCAGUGGCCUACAACAGAAACUGGGAAAGAGAACACUCCUGUCAGCCAAGCAGAACCAGUCCAGUGGCCUGGAUGCCAUAUGGCGCACAGUCCCAAAUUCCCAUCAAAGUUCAUGCAGCAAGACUUUCAUUCAGUGCCUGCACUGGGACCCACUUGUACAUACACAGAUAGACUGACCAUUGGAGAUCCAAUCGGACUUUACCCUACAUUUGAGAGUGGGCCAAGUUCUCUGCCACCUUCUCCACGACAACGGCAUGCUAUGCAUACUCCUCCACGAACUCCUCCCAUAGUUACAACAAUGACACCUCCAGGAACUCCUCCAGUGAGAAGAAGGAAUAAGUUGAAACCACCUGGAACACCUCCGCCAACCUCUCGUAAACUGAUUCACCUCAUUCCUGGUUUCACUGCAUUGCACCGAAGUAAAUCACAUGAGUUCCAGCUAGGAAACCGAGUGGAAGAAACCCAAACGCCAAAAGCAAAGAAAAAGAACAAACCUCUAAAUCUGAAGAUUCACAAUAGUGUUGGUAGCUGUGAGAACAUCCCUGCUCAGCGCUCCCCUCUACUCUCUGAACGGUCUUUGCGGUCCUUCUUUGUGGGAUACCCAUCUUUUCUUCCUUCUACUCCUCCCGUUCACACUGAAGCCAAUUUCUCAUCAAAUACAUUGUCAGUGCCUCGAUGGUCCCCACAGAUUCCUCGUAGAGAUCUGGGGAAUUCAAUUAAACACAGAUUUUCCACCAAGUAUUGGAUGUCUCAGACCUGCACAGUUUGUGGGAAAGGGAUGCUUUUUGGCUUGAAAUGUAAAAACUGCAAGUUAAAAUGCCACAACAAAUGCACCAAAGAAGCCCCACCUUGUCAUUUACUCAUCAUUCAUCGUGGAGCAAGACUUGUGCGAACAGAAUCUGUGCCAUGCGAUAUUAACAAUCCACUUAAGAAGCCUCCUAGGUACUCUGAUCUGCACUCCAGCCAAACACUGCCUAAAACCAACAAAAUUAAUAAGGAUCACAUACCUGUCCCUUACCAGCCGGAUUCCAGCAGUAAUCCUUCAUCAACAACGUCGUCAACGCCGAGCUCUCCAGCGCCACCACUACCUCCCAACGCAACACCUCCUUCACCCCUUCACCCAUCACCACAGUGCACUCGGCAACAGAAGCAAUUCAAUCUGCCAGGUAUACUCACUAACAUUCGGUUGAGGGCAAUCACAAGCAGUGACUUGCUUGAGGGCCACAGCCACACAAGCCCACCACAAGCUUCUCACUAUUUCAAGUACAAGCAGCAGUUCAUUUUUCCUGAUGUCACACCUGAGGUACAAAGCCGAACUCCACAAGUUAUUCUCCAUCCUGUCAAUUCAGAUCCCAUAAAUGAAGGAACUCCCUCACUUCGAGUGGAAGUGAAUGAACCCAUUUCAGAGAAUGAAGAUGCGAAUGAUGAGGCUUAUAAGUCUGAUGGUUCUGAAGAUGAUUUUGAAGAGAUGAAUCUUUCAUUGUUGUCUGCACGUAAUUUUCCACGAAAAGCAAGUCAGACUAGCAUUUUCCUGCAGGAAUGGGACAUUCCAUUUGAGCAACUAGAAAUUGGAGAACUCAUAGGCAAAGGACGCUUCGGCAAAGUCUAUCAUGGUCGUUGGCAUGGAGAGGUAGCAAUCCGUUUGAUUGAUAUUGAAAGGGACAAUGAGGACCAUCUAAAACUUUUCAAAAGGGAAGUGAUGGCAUAUAGACAAACUCGACAUGAAAAUGUGGUACUAUUUAUGGGAGCCUGUAUGAGUCCCCCACACUUAGCUAUUAUCACCAGCCUCUGCAAGGGAAGAACUCUGUACUCUGUUGUUAGAGAUGCUAAAAUGGUGCUGGAUGUGAACAAGACCAGACAGAUUGCUCAGGAGAUUGUGAAGGGAAUGGGUUACCUACAUGCUAAAGGAAUUAUUCACAAAGAUUUGAAGUCAAAGAAUAUUUUCUAUGACAAUGGAAAGAUAAUAAUUACUGACUUUGGUCUCUUCAGCAUCUCCGGAGCUUUACAAGAGGGCAGGAGAGAGAGUGAAAUGCGGAUCCCUAAUGGUUGGCUGUGUCAUCUGGCUCCUGAAAUUAUUCAACAACUUUCUCCCUCUACAGAUGAAGACAAACUCCCAUUCUCCAAGCAAUCAGAUGUAUUUGCAUUUGGAACUAUAUGGUACGAGUUGCAUGCACGUGAGUGGCCUUUCAAGAAUCAGCCAACAGAUGCGAUAAUAUGGCAAGCUGGAAAAGGCAUGAAGCCUAAUCUAAGUCAAAUUGGCGUGGGAAAGGAGAUUUCGGAUAUCUUGCUUUUAUGCUGGGCCUAUGAACAGGAAGAGCGUCCCAGUUUCUCGAAAAUCAUGGAGCUACUUGAGAAACUUCCCAAGCGAAACCGCCGCCUCUCCCACCCUGGACAUUUUUGGAAGUCAGCCGAAUAUGUUUCCCUUAGUUCCAAUGUGUGAAAGUCCAGAUACAAAUUGAUGGAUCUCAGAUGCACUCUUGCAUUUCAUGCAUUACAUUGCUUUACUGUUUCAAACGAUUGGUGGGCAAACCAGAUCAAUCCUUCAAGGGCACACAAGUUGGGAAUCAGAAGCUGGAACCCCAAGUGAGUGUUUUAAACCUCAGUCAUAGCCUAAUAAAAUCUUCUGGAGCAGUAGCAGGCACAGUUUAGCACACUGUUUUGUUCACCACAACUCCAUGAUGAAGGCAGUAGAGUGUGGAAAUAGCAUUUGGUUUAAUUGAGUGGUCUGUUCUAACUUUGAGUUGAGUAUAAAGGCAGUCACUUGGAGAAAAGACCAACUGAGUACAAAACAAAAAUUCUUAUACAUGAAUUCAGUGACAUUGUUGCCAAAACCUAACUCUUGCAUGAUACUGUGACUGUUUUGUAUCUACCUGCAAAUGAGGAAAGUUCUAACUGCUCAGAUGAUUUAUCAAAAGGAUAAUAUUGCGUAAAGUGUGGAAACUUGCUGAGACCACCUCCGUGAAACAGGGUGCUGUUGUGACCUAGAAAAAUGUGUGACCAUGAGUAAUGUCCUCUACUUUAGCACGGUGAAUAAGAUCACACCGUUUAAGUCAUGUAAUAUCAAAUUAUUUAUAUAAACAAUUAUAUCAGAGUUUGAUAAUACAUGCAAUCCUAAUAGUCAAAAGUUGCAACAAAAUUGAACACCGGGCUCCUUGUUUGGUCUCUAAUUUAAAUCCUGUUAUAAUUGGAUCUGAUGCCAAGGCAGCAGUUGAAAAAGGUCACGGCAGACCCUGAGCAUGAAUCCAAUAGUGGGCUGGAUGGUCUUAUUGCUACCACUUCAAUGGGGAUUUUUUUAUCAGCUACUUUUGUGUCUAUUUUGGCCUAUCACCUGUAAUAGGAUUAUCCUGUGCUGAAUCUGUUUUGUUGCCAAUCUCUGGACAAGAAAUUAUAAACAAACAUCUGAUAUUGGUCAGUGAUACCUUUAUCCACAUUCUUUUGUAUCCCAAUGAAUACAGUCUCAUGCCCCAUCUUCUGCUGCUCCCUGGCAACUGUUGCCCCACCUAGUUCUGCACACUCUCACUGCCAACUGAUUGUGCCAACUGUUGCUCUGAAAUAAAUAAACUGUUUAAAAUAUCAUUUCAAUGCAAACAAAACAAUGC
Molecule: messenger RNA, 4352 nt
Organism: Chiloscyllium plagiosum (whitespotted bambooshark)
Lineage: Eukaryota; Metazoa; Chordata; Chondrichthyes; Orectolobiformes; Hemiscylliidae
Source: RefSeq, a predicted model, not a curated record